AUGAAUAUUAACCUUUUCUCUCUCUCUUCCUCCCUCUUUCUAUCUCUGUCUCUCUCUCUGAAGGAUGUGCCGGAUUUUGGGCCAGACAGGAACUGGAAAGGUAUCGCCAUCUCUCUGCUGGUCAUCAUGGUCAUACUGUCACUCAUUGGACUGGCCAUCAUUCUUCUUUCCAAAAAUGAUGGCGCGAAGUCUUUAGGCACCCAAUUGACACUGGAUGACCUCUUUCAACGAGAGUUCCAGGUGCAUGACCCUGAUGCUAAGUGGAUCAAUGAUGAGGAAAUCAUUUUCAGGAGCUGGGACGGUGAUGUGUUCAAAGCCAACACACAGAGCAAUGAGACAGACCUCUUACUAAAAAACACCACUUUUGCAACAUUUAAGGCCUCCAAGUUUGCAGUUUCUCCAGAUCUAAACUUUGUUCUUCUGGGCUAUGACGUGAAACAGGUGUACCGGUACUCUUUCCUGGCAUCCUACUUGAUAUACAACCUGCAUACAAGGGAGGUACAGGAGCUGAACCCUCCAGAGGUGUCGGACUCGGUCCUGCAGUUUGCUUCCUGGGGCAUUCGGGAUCAACAGCUGGUGUAUGUCUUUGAAAACAACAUUUACUACCAGACGGAUGUGAAAAGCAGUUCUUGGAGACUGACGUCUUCAGGACAAGAAGGAGUUGUCUUCAAUGGCAUCGCUGAUUGGUUAUAUGAAGAGGAAGUGCUGCACUCUCAAGUGGCUCACUGGUGGUCCCCUGACGGGUCACGACUGGCCUACCUCAACCUCAACGACACUCUGGUACCCAACAUGCUCCUGCCUCGCUUCACUGGCACCCUCUACCCCAGGGGCCAACUGUACCCUUACCCCAAGGUGGGGCAGGUCAAUCCCACAGUUAAGCUUUACGUUGUCACCUUGGAUGGGGGAUCCCAGACAACUGAAUUGCGACCUCCCAACAGCUUUGAAAAAAGUGACUACUACAUAACCAUGGUGAAAUGGGUCACAGAGGAGAAGAUUGGUGUGCGCUGGUUGAACCGAGCCCAGAACACCUCCAUCCUGUCGCUAUGUGAGGUCACUAUGGGGGCAUGUCUAAAAAAACAUGUGAUUACAUCAGAGAAGUGGCUUGAUCGUCAGAAUGAAGAGCCAUUGUUUUCCAAGGAUGGGAAUACCUUCUUCCUGACCAUGCCAAUAAAACAUGGCGGACGAGGGUCAUUCCACCAUAUCACCAUGAUAUCUGACCAGUUCAAUGGUGAUGAGGUCAACAUGCGCCACCUAACCUCUGGCAGCUGGGAGGUGUCUCAGAUCCUGGAGUAUGAUGAGAAAGCAGAUACAGUUUAUUUCCUUAGCACAGAAGAUAGUUCAAUACAAAGACAACUGUACAGGGUGUCGGCGGUAAACCCAUUUCAACGUGAAUGCCUGACCUGCUCCCUGUUCAAAACACAAUGCUCCUACUACGAUGCAGUCUUCAACCAAGACUAUCAAUAUGUCCUGCUGAACUGUAGAGGUCCUGGUAUACCAAGAACCACCCUUUACAAACUGAAUGACAUGAGCAAGAAUGACACUUUGGAGAAGAACACUGCACUAAGAGAUGCACUGAUAUAUAGGAAUAUACCAAGGAGAGAUAUCAGGACCCUACAAAUCAACAACUUUGCACUUCGUCUGGAGCUGACCUUGCCAAUAGAUUUUGAUGAGGCCACAGCGCAUCCACUUCUGCUGAUCCUUGACAGUGCCCCCGGUGGCCAGGCGGUGAGUGACCAGUUUGUUCUUGACUGGGACUCUGUUCUGGUCAGCUCGGAUAACGUCAUUGUGGCUCGCCUGGACGGCAGUGGGAGUGGGUUCCUGGGCCAGCGGGUCCUACAUGAAGUCCACCAGCGUUUGGGAACUGUGGAGGUGCAGGACCAGAUCGCAGCAGUAGAGUACCUGACCAAGCUGCCAUAUGUGGAUAAAAAUAAGGUUGCUGUUUAUGGAAAGGCUUAUGGGGGUUUCCUGAGCUCUCUUCUACUCCUCUCCUCUGGCUCCAUGUUCAGAUGUGGGGUUGCAGUUGCUCCCGUGACAGACUGGAGACUCUACGGUUCGGCCUUCACUGAGCGUUACUUUGGGUUUCCGGUCCAGGAUGAGCGUAAAUACCAACUCUCCAGUCUGCUUCACAACAUCACAGGCACAGGUCAACGGAAGUUUCUCAUCAUCCAUGGAACAGCAGAUGCCACUGUUCAUUUCCAGCAUUCCGCGGAGCUGGUGAAACUUCUGUCAAUAUCAAACGUUAACUACACUCUGCAGAUCUUCCCGGACGAAGGCCACAACAUUUACUCUGUGAAGAGCCAACGCUACUUGUUGAACUCUGUCAUAACCUUCUUCAGGGAAUGCUUCCUAGUGGAAAACCCUGUUGCUCAUCCUGUGUCUGAGGAUGACUAG
Messenger RNA from Oncorhynchus masou masou (cherry salmon), 2391 nucleotides. Its product is annotated as inactive dipeptidyl peptidase 10-like. Bases 1 to 2391 code for a protein of 796 amino acids. Gene Ontology annotation, molecular function: potassium channel regulator activity; serine-type peptidase activity. The record is from RefSeq and is a predicted model, not a curated record. The transcript has 25 exons. Lineage: Eukaryota; Metazoa; Chordata; Actinopteri; Salmoniformes; Salmonidae. Gene Ontology annotation, cellular component: voltage-gated potassium channel complex; plasma membrane. Gene Ontology annotation, biological process: proteolysis; regulation of potassium ion transmembrane transport.